Trichosurus vulpecula (common brushtail) is the source of this 5746-nucleotide messenger RNA. RefSeq names its product terminal nucleotidyltransferase 5A (gene TENT5A). Gene Ontology annotation, biological process: mRNA stabilization. The transcript has 3 exons. Bases 214 to 1497 code for a protein of 427 amino acids. The record is from RefSeq and is a predicted model, not a curated record. Lineage: Eukaryota; Metazoa; Chordata; Mammalia; Diprotodontia; Phalangeridae. Gene Ontology annotation, molecular function: poly(A) RNA polymerase activity; RNA binding.
UUGGCUGGGAUUCAGAAAAAGAAGCCCCUUUGCCCGACCCUGCGCACUUCCAACCACCAUCGGCUCGUCUGCACUUUGUCCCAGGGUUUCUCUCCUUCGCUCUUGUGUUCACACAUUCACAGCUCUUCGGACCAGGAGACUGCGACUGAGCCCAGGUGGCAAAACCUGGCAUUCACUGGGCAUUUCGCAACGGAGGGAAAACGGCUCUUUACCAUGGCUGAUGACGAAAGUGCCAAAAGCACCCGCAUCUGUACUGGUAGCGGCAGCGAUUGGUGCGGCUGCAGCUGCACCAACAGCAGCUUUGGUGGAAAUAACUGCUGUGUUAGCUGCUGUGAGAACCCCACCAUGCAUUGUAACGUCCUGAGCUGGGAGCAAGUGCAGCGGCUGGACGACAUCUUGAGCGAGACGAUCCCGAUUCACGGCCGGGGCAACUUUCCCACCCUGGAGAUGCAGCCUCGUCAGAUCGUGAAGGUGGUAAGAAGCCGCCUAGAGGAGAAGCGCAUUGGGGUCCGGGAUGUGCGGCUCAACGGCUCCGCAGCCAGCCACGUCCUGCACCAGGACAGUGGCCUGGGCUACAAGGACCUGGACCUCAUCUUCUGCGCGGAUCUCCAGGGGGAAGAGGAGUUUCAGACUGUCAAGGACGUGGUCCUGGACUGUCUUUUGGAUUUCUUGCCCGAAGGAGUGAAUAAGGAGAAGAUCACGCCCCUGACUCUUAAGGAAGCUUAUGUGCAGAAAAUGGUAAAAGUAUGCAAUGACUCAGACCGCUGGAGUCUCAUCUCCUUGUCAAACAACAGUGGCAAAAAUGUGGAACUGAAAUUUGUGGAUUCCCUGCGGCGCCAGUUUGAGUUCAGUGUAGACUCUUUCCAAAUCAAGUUAGACUCUCUCCUCCUUUUUUAUGAAUGCUCAGAGAAUCCAAUGACUGAAACUUUUCACCCCACUAUAAUUGGGGAAAGUGUCUAUGGGGAUUUCCAAGAAGCCUUUGAUCACCUUUGCAACAAGGUCAUUGCUACCAGAAAUCCAGAAGAAAUCAGAGGAGGUGGGCUUCUCAAAUACUGUAACCUUUUGGUUAGGGGCUUUAGGGCUGCUUCUGAAGCGGAAAUUAAGUCCCUCCAGAGGUAUAUGUGUUCCAGAUUUUUCAUCGACUUCUCAGACAUUGGUGAACAGCAGAGAAAGUUGGAAUCCUACUUGCAGAACCACUUUGUGGGAUUGGAAGACCGCAAGUAUGACUAUCUCAUGACCCUUCACGGUGUGGUAAAUGAAAGUACGGUGUGUUUGAUGGGACAUGAGAGAAGACAGACUUUGAAUCUCAUUACCAUGCUGGCUAUCCGUGUGCUGGCUGAGCAAAAUAUUAUCCCCAAUGUGGCCAAUGUCACCUGUUACUACCAGCCAGCCCCAUAUGUAGCAGAUGCCAACUUUAGCAAUUACUAUAUUGCUCAAGUUCAGCCAGUGUUCACAUGCCAGCAGCAUACAUACUCUACUUGGUUGCCCUGCAAUUAAGGACCAUUUCCAAAAUGUCCACUGGGAAAUUUUUUUUCCUAAGAAGUUAAAAAAAAAAAAAGAGUGACCCUGUCUGUAGAAUGGGGUGUGUUUUGUGCAAUGAUGGUCUGCUCCAGUGUUCAAGCUUGACAAAGCUUAUGGGUCUUUUAAUAGAUAUGGGAGCAUGAUCUAGAAAUGAACCAAAAAAAACCAAAACAAAACAAAACAAAAAAAAAAACAAAAAAGAAAAAAAAAAGAAAAAAAUUGGAUUCUACCCUGGAGCACAAGAGACCUGUCAUUAAAAGCAACUAGCUUCUCCUGAAAUAAAAAGGGAAGGAGUGCUUGAUGACAAUAUGGGUUUUGCAGUACCUGCUCCCAUAGCGUUGGCAUAGACAAAGUUGGAAAGCUUUUUCUAGAAUGGUAUUUGAAAAUGGGAGAAUGUGAAAAAAAAUAAUUUUACCCAAUUUACUACUAUAUACUUUGGAGUUUAAUAAAAAAAAUGUAGAGGCAUAAUGCAGAGAAAAGUUGAUCUCAAAUAUAUUGGAAUGGCUGUCUCUGGAGCUUGCAAACAGAUGCUGUCUGUGGAAUGAUCCCAUAGAAUGUAUUGCUUGCUUGAAUAGAAUACUCUAACUGAACAGCUUGCUCCAAAUGAACAGUAGUAGAUUGGUGUAGUUAUCAUGGAAAAACAGCAGAUCUUACAAUGACAUAUUACAUUAUUUCCAGCUGAGUGCAUAGUUCACGGUUUUUUUUUAAAUGUGAAAAUGCAAACAAAAACAGCUGUAGCAAAGAAAGUAUGCUCAAGGACCAAAGAUUUCACAGACAAAAUACCCAAGUAGAGAAAGGGUAGUAUAAUAUUUAAAAAAAAAAUACUAUAUUUGUAUACACCAAUAUGGAUCAAAGUGCCUGUUGCCUUCAGAAAAUUUGAAGUAAAACAACAACACAAUUUUGUGGUUUAACCAUGUAUUUUGUUUUAUCAGGGACACAAGAAGAAAACAUAACCCAACAUAAGCUUGUGAAUAAAUGGCGGAGGAAAUGCCCUAUUUUUCUUGGCAAAUACUUGCAUAAAGUUAAUAUUAUUGUCAGUGUGAUGUUAUAGUUGCUGUGUGUAUGUGUGUAUAUUAUGUGUGUGUGUGUAUAUAUGUGUAUGUGAUAUAUGUAUAUAUACACACAAUACAUUGAAUAUGGUCUAGGACAAUGUAGCAAUUAGGGAGUGUUUAAAUAAAGUACUGUGUGUUUUCCAGUUUCCAGCAGGAUGUCACGAGACGUGGGCACAUUGCAGUGAUGAAUUUAUAACAUAUCUAAAUUUCUGAAGUAAAUAACCCAUUUGGAAGAAGGUAAACAAUAUGAGAACAAGAACAGAGAAGACAUGAUUUAGUGAGUUAUCUCUGAGCCACGGUCUGCCACAAGUAGAAGACUAUUUGAUUAAUGGUUCCCUCUUAGUGUUGUAUACCACACUGUCAUUUUGACAGUUCCCAACCCACAAUUUCUUCUUGACUGCAUACCUCUGCAAUGUAUAAAUCAGUGAAACGUGGAUCAAAGAUAGACUAUUUAAUCCCUGACUGCUAAAAGGAGAUUGUCUUAGUUGGUGAUUGGAACAUUACUUGUUAAUAGUUAAAUUAAUAUUUUUACAGAAUGCACUCUGCAUUCCAGGACCACUAGAAUUUAGUAAAUGUGAAAUGACCCUUUUAAGAGUGUUGCACAAUGGCUUAAAUUUAUAUAUGAAAUAUAUAGAUAUAUAUAAUAUAAAAUUUAUAAAUUCAUGCAAACAUGAAACAUCUCUAAUCUGGGUGUCACACUGCAUUUAAAUGUUCAGUACUGUACUUUAAAUCACUUUGCAUUAAAACAAUUCACUUUCAUUUCCUCUUUCCCAAGAAACCAAUUAGUUCUACAUUUGUAAAAAGAUCAUACAUUAUGAUUUCGACUUAAAUGACACUUCCACCCCUCCUUGAAUUCCGCCAAAUUCCGGUCUCUUCAACUAAAUAAUUAAGAACAAAAAUACAUAAUACAUAAAAACUUUUUAAAAAAACCAGCAAGAAACAAAACAAACUCAGACCCUAGAGAAAGACUACUUACAAUGGCAUUUCAUCUUAAGAGCUGACAAGAGCAGCAGUUUUAGCAUUAAGAAAAGUUAAAGGGGAUCAAGGAAGAACCCGUCAUCCUGUUGGCAGUGUAUUUUAAUGGUUUUGGUUUGCUUUCUUGGAGUUAUUAAGACAUAUAAGACUGAAUACAUCCAUUUUUACUGCCUUUUGUACUCCUUUCUUUGAAGUUGUAAAAGGAACCCGGUUUGUUUACUAUAGCGCCUUCCCUGUGAUUUCUGCAGGAACCAUAAAGCUAUUGCACUGCCGUUUUACUGUGUUUACUAGAGAUCCUCUUCUUACUUGCCCCUGUCUUGGUUCCCAUCUUCUCCUCCUCACUCUCCCCUUCCCUUUCUGCCGGUGAAAGGGUCUUCAAAUUAACAGUGAAGAGGCAAAGUUUGUUUCCCAGGGCCAACUCAUGCUUCACCUCCAGAUAGAGCCUGAGAUCCACUUACCAGAAAUCUGCUCUUAUUAACCCUUGGGAGGAUUUUCUAGGAAAAAAAAUCAUGGGAAUACAGGGGAAAUAGGAGCAGCUGGUGAUUUGGGACAUCCCUGCGAAGCACAACUAUUUGCAGAUGAGUCAUUCACUAUUUUAAAAGAGUUUGGGGGGCGGUGCUCUCUAUCUGUGUGGCAACCACAAAUAUGCUGUUAAUUUAUGACAUAGUCGAUUUGUCUGGAGGAGCCUGAUUUUAUAGCAUAGACAUUUUUCCCUUUAUAAUCUUUUCAUAUUUGUGUUCUCUUCCUGCUUGAUAAAAUGUUGGUUGCAUAGUUUUAAAUGAUAGCGUCUUACCUUUAGGUCCUUUAGCUGUGCUUCACACAAUCUUCAGUCUUUGCAUUUUGAACGAUAUAAUUUAUUUCUAUUAUGUAUAUACUAUAGUCCUCUAUGCAUAUGUAUCUGAACAAAUGGUGGAAUGUAUGUAUGUUUCCCCCCCCCCCACUUCAUAUAAUCUGCUGCAAAUGAUUUUGGAUAUCUGGCUUCAGAAAGAGAACAACCCCAUGUGUACCAGGACAUGAUAGGAUUGCUAUCAAUCUAGAACUCCAAGGGACCUCACCUAGUUCAACCCUUUCAGUUUACAGCUGAGGGAAGGGAGGUCCAUCCAACAUGGGAUUUGAACCCAGGUUCCCUGACUUCAGAGCCCUCACUCUUUACACUGAACCAGUUGUUGGAUCAUGCUUGUGAUUUGCUCUCCUUUGCCUCUGUCUGAUUUAGACUGCUGAGGAGAUUUAAUCUACUAGAGGGUCUCCUCAUCGGAUUGGAUAAUCAGGAAAACAAAUUAGUAAAAGAGACCAUUUCCAGUUAAAAGUUUAUCUCAUUGGUAAUAAACCCAGCUGCCUCAAGGACUUUACACUGAGGAUAUAUUGAUAUUUGUAUAUGGAGAGAGACUAUUUUUUUUUCUCAUAAAACAGAUUUAGCACAUGAAAACUUCAGUUAGAUGAACUAUUUUAAUGUUUCCCUCAAAUGUAAUAAUUGAAGAAUGUUGCCAAUUUCAAUUAAGCAUGACACAUUUAGAGAACAUCAUACAAUUUCUACCAGCCCUUUUUGUUAGCUUAUAUUGUUUGUUGCUUUUACAAUGCAUCAAAUCCUUUAAAUGCAUAACUUGUAAUGACUAUUGUGGAAUAUUUUGUAAAUGAAAUGUAUUUUGUUGAGAGCUCCCAGUAGCUCAAAAAUAAGCUUUUUUUUUUUUGAAGAUGAAGUGUGUGAGAUGAAACCAAAAGGCAAAAAAAAAGUAUAAUUCCGUAUCCAGCACCUAUUUCAAUAUACUCAUUUGAUAAGGUUUCCUUUGAGUAGAGCCCUUUCAGGGUGAAGGAAGGAAAUCUCUGUAAUGUUUUGCUGUUGUAAUAAUGGCUUGCUAACAAAGUGAACAGUGAAAGUGACAAUUUCGAGAUAGUUUGGCUAGGCUGCUGCAGAAUCUUGCAGUAUGGAAGUGAUGGUGCCGAUGGGUUAUCCCUCCAACCCCUACCCUACCAUGGCCUUCUCAGGGCAUCCUGUUGCAACAAACUGAUCCAUGGAUUGCUCUUGGAAUAUUUUGACAAUAGGCUCUGUCACAGGCAGAAAGAGAGUUGAUGGAAAACAGACUCAAGAACUGACAUGUUUGCAUCAGUACUAGAGGGAACAGAUUGUGAAUUUUGUUUACAGCAUCCAAUAUUUGGAUUUUUUUUUUUGUAAAUAAAAAGAAGUUAUUUUUUUCUAUUGA